Messenger RNA from Ostreococcus tauri, 3189 nucleotides. RefSeq names its product RNAPII transcription regulator C-terminal. Gene Ontology annotation, cellular component: cytosolic [4Fe-4S] assembly targeting complex. NCBI's taxonomy places the organism in Eukaryota, Viridiplantae, Chlorophyta, Mamiellophyceae, Mamiellales, Bathycoccaceae. The coding region runs from base 1 to 3189 and encodes 1062 amino acids. Gene Ontology annotation, biological process: iron-sulfur cluster assembly. The transcript has a single exon. The record is from RefSeq and is a predicted model, not a curated record.
AUGGACGUCCACGCGCUCGCUCGACGGUGCGCCGAUGCCUCGGACGACGACGCCGACGACGCGUGCGCGGCGACGGUGGCGUCGGCGUGCGCGCGCGAUCGAGAAACGAUGGUACGCGCGGUGAUGGGCAUGGAAAGCAUUCUGUGCGGGACGGACGCGCGGGCGCGGCGACGGGCGACGUCCAUCUUAGCCGCGGCGACGGCGCGGUGCGUCGAUGACCUGGACGCGCGCGGUGUCGAUGCGCUCUGUGGAUUCUUCGGCGGACGCUUGGGAGAUCACGCGAGUUGCGGGGCGGCGGCGCGCGGGGCGGCGGCGAGCGCGAGACGGGCGAGCGAACGGGCGGUCGAGGAGGUUUCUCGAGCGUUGUUCACCGACGCGCGACCGCAGAGCCUGAGACAGAGUGAUCGUGAGUCGUGCUUGGGGUUGGCGAACGCGUUGAUGCGUGACGAGCGAACGGCGAGGGCGUGCGCGCGAGGCGCGGGUGAGGGCGACUUUGGCGAAGCCGUCGCGCGAAUGGUGAGCGCGUUCGAUGGCGAGAAGGACCCGAGGUGCGUGUUAGCUUUGGGUGAGUUUUGGGAGCUCAUGCCUCGAGCGUUCGAGCUCUGCGGAGAGGCCGCGAUGAAGGCGUACGAGGAGAAUGCGGAGGAAUUGUACGACGUCGCGGCGAGUUACUUUCCAGUGAGCUUCAAGCCGCCGAGAGGCGAUUCGGUGAAGAUUUCGCGAAGGCAGCUCGCGGAGGCUGUAGAGCGGGCGAUGACGGCGUCGCCGUCAUUCGCCCCGUGGGCGAUCUCGCACGCGUUGGAGAGUUUGAACCCAUCUCUUGGACCUGGGAAGAUGGCGGACGCCGCUCGCGCGGUGCGAGCGAUGGGCGAAAAGUGGGGACGUCGCGUGAUGGAGGAAUAUUUGGACUUAAUCUGGCGCUCCAUGCGUGCGGCGCUGUCGCAUCCGAACGCGACGAAGAUGGAAGAGGAUGACGACCCGCGAGCGACGACGCCGAUGGCGGUGAUGACGACGAUGUUUGCGAGCGAUUUCGGCGGCGGCGCUCUCUCUCGCGCGGCGUUGACGGAUCAGAGCGUGCGAGAUGCCGAGGCCGCUCUGCGUCGUCUCGCGAGCGAAACCGCGUCUAAGGGGACGUGUUCUAUGGAAGUCGAUGGCAGCGACGGGUGCUGCGGCGGAGGAUGCGGCAGUGGCGGGGACGACGACGCGACGACUGGACGAGUCGUGGCGGCGUCCGCGAGCCGCGUGCUCGGCGCCGUCGCCGCGGCCACGCCCGCGCUCGCGUGCGAGGUCAUUCAGGUGACAUUGAAAAGGAUCUUAGAUGCGGCACAGAUUUCUUCGGACAGUACGGCGUCCAAGGCUGCGUACGCAUCGCUCAUUCUCGCCACGCCCGCAAUUGGCGGUGCUUUGGAUUGCUGUGAACGAAACGCCGAGAUAGGCGUUCGAGUGAGCGUCAUGGGGGACGAGAGCGAUCGACUAGUGCGUCUGUUCUCCUCCGCGGCUCUCGGUGAGAUCAAUGCGCAGAACGUGAGCGAGGUAAUCAUCCUGGGAUUGGCUGGGUUACACAUGAUGUGCAAAUUUCCAUCCGGGUUUGGAUUGGCGAGCGAAACUGCUCGCGUCGCCGUGACGAGCAAUUUGUUGGAUGCCAUCGUAUGCGAUCACGCGGAUGAAUCCGAGGACGACGUGGACAUCCGCAUAGAGCGUGCGGUCGAUGCGCUCGUCGCAGCAGUGAGUCAUGGAGAUGAAAAACUCACCGCCGCCGUGUCAACGGGCACCGUGUUGCGACUCGCCGAUAAAAUUUCGGUGGACAAUGUGCGGAGCGUCUCGGGCGAGCGAGCGAUUCGCACUCUGGUGGCGAUCGCCCACGCGAACGAAGCGAUCCGAAGCGACGUCGCGCGAUUAUUUUGCGACGUCACGCGCGAGGCACUUUCGGCGAACAACUUUGAGGCGGCGAGCGAUUUGAUCAACGCGAUGUGCCGAGACGACGACGGAGUCCUCACUCGUUUCAUGUCCGGUGCGAACGCGCAAACGGCGUGCGAGACGCUCGUCGAUUUUUGUCUCGACGAGUGUGAUACGUCGGGAAGUUUCGCGGCGAACGGAGUGCGCGUUGUCGCAAGUGCGAUGGCGAACUGCAACGCUGAGGCGCAAGCGCGACUGGCCGCGCGAGCGUUCGACAUUGAAAACGACAAACCUGAGAUGUCGUGCGCGGUCAUCUGCGGUCUUCGCCCUGAUGUCGUCUUCGACGUCUCACGUCUACAGGAUGUUCUCAAGUCUCUCGUGGAUCGCGCGACGACGUCCACUGAUCAUGGAAUGCGAGCACAACUGGUCGCCGCCGCGUGCGGUUCAGUCGUGCGCAAGUUUCCUAAUAUCGAGUUCGCAAUGCCAUCGCAGGAUCUAUCGAACCAAGGCGUAGUGUUGAUCCAUGGAGCGUGCAUGCGCGCGCGCGUCAUGCGCCGGGAUGUUUCUCCCGAGUUCGAAGCAGUCGUGUCUCGUCUCAUCACCGCACUCGAUGUGACUUUGACAAACGACACUCAUGCGGCGAAAGGCGCCGCGCGCGCGCUUGGAAUGGCGGUCGGAUUCGAUGCCGAACAACGAAUGCUCGCGCUCGGCUUGCGUCCGUGCACGCAUGCAAAUGAGAUGUUUUUGGCGAAUCAACGAUUCUUCACGAAAAUCGCGCCGGUGCUCAUCGCCAGCGCUCGCGGCUCCGUCGGAGAGGCUCGUCUAUUUUGCUCUUAUGCGGCGACCAAGCUCGCGGGCGGCGUUCCCGCCUCCGUCGCACUGAACGAACAGUUCGAUCUGUUCCCGUUCUUGUCGGACGUCUUGAUUGCGCUGACGACGGGUUCGCUCGGGCACGACGUCUCCUCGACGCGCACGGCGCUCGAUCUUGUGAGCGCCCGGCUCUCCAAUCCUGCGCUCGGCGGCGGUGCGGACGUUGUCGAGCUGCACGCUGUGUCUCUCAUCCAAGCCCUGUGCGACAUCGCGGUCGAGCGAGACGGAACGAUGACCAUGGACAUCCGCGAACGCGCCCUCGACGCCCUCUUCGCGUCGUCGACGCUCAAAUUCAGCGUCACGUUUCCCGUUUGCGAUCGAGCGCUCCAAGCCGCCGAGUUCGCGUGCGAUGAUCCAAAACGUCGCGUUCGCCGAAGCGCCGCGCGCGCGCGCCAGGCCUGGAUCGCGUUAUCGUCCAAAUAG